Molecule: messenger RNA, 1639 nt
Organism: Nematolebias whitei (Rio pearlfish)
Lineage: Eukaryota; Metazoa; Chordata; Actinopteri; Cyprinodontiformes; Rivulidae
Product: melanopsin-A
Exons: 9
Coding region: 1-1563 (520 amino acids)
Biological process (GO): G protein-coupled receptor signaling pathway
Cellular component (GO): membrane
Molecular function (GO): G protein-coupled receptor activity
Source: RefSeq, a predicted model, not a curated record
AUGUUAGAUGUGCACGGGGGUCGCAUUUUGCCCGCGGGUCGUCACUUGAUGAUCUCUGUGUUUGCAUCAGAAUGGUCACCUGUCAGUCAGAUCCACAUAAACCACCUUCCUGUUUCCAGAGCGCGUGAGGACGAGGAGGAGGAUGGAGGGAGCGACGAUGGACCCCUCCUGCCGCGGGCACGAGGCGAACUGCUCGGCCACGCGCGCCACCGAGACCCUGGUUCUGACCGCAUCCUCGGAGUGGAGCGACCCCGGCUCGGCUGCGGACGCGCACCGGCUCCUGGACCUGCAGCUGCCCGCCGCGGGCCCCCCAACGGUUGUGAGCUGUACGCUUUCUGCGGCGCUCUGUUUGGGAUCUGCUCCAUGAUCACACUGACUGUGAUCGCCAUUGAUCGUUAUGUGGUCAUCACCCGCCCUCUGGCCUCCAUAGGUGUGUUGUCACGGAAACGGGCCCUCUUCAUCCUUAUGGCGGUGUGGGCGUACUCCCUUGGCUGGAGCCUACCACCGUUCUUCGGCUGGAGUGCGUAUGUGCCUGAGGGCCUGCUGACUUCCUGUACGUGGGACUACAUGACCUUCACGCCGUCAGUGCGAGCGUACACCAUGCUGCUCUUCAUCUUUGUCUUCUUCCUGCCGCUUUUCAUCAUCAUCUACUGCUACGUCUUUAUCUUCCGAGCCAUCCGCAUCACCAACCAGGGGGUAGGGAAGAUUAAUGGCAGCACCCACAGUCACAGCAGCACUCGGGACAUGACGAAGGGUUUCCACCGGCUGCAGAACGAGUGGAAGAUGGCAAAGAUCGCUCUGAUCGUCAUCCUGCUCUACGUCAUCUCCUGGUCACCAUACUCAACUGUCGCGCUCACCGCCUUUGCUGGGUAUGCAGACAUGUUGACUCCGUACAUGAACUCUGUUCCUGCUGUCAUCGCCAAGGCCUCAGCCAUCCAUAACCCCAUCAUCUACGCCAUCACGCACCCAAAGUACAGGAUAGCAUUAGCCAAGUACAUACCAUGUCUGGGCACUCUGCUCUGUGUCCGUCCUCGUGACCUUCGCUCGACCAGUAGCAGCUUCAUAUCGACGCGUCGCUCCACUCUGACCAGCCAGAGCUCUGACAUCAGCAGCCAAUACAAGCGGCCGAGCACCCGAAAGUCCCGCCUUUCCUCUGCCUCCGACAGCGAAUCAGGUUUGACAGACACUGAGGCAGACUUGACCAGCAUGAGCUCCCGACCAGCCAGCCGACAGGUUUCCUGUGACAUCAGCAGGGAUACAGCCGAGCUGCCCAACAUCAAACACUCCUCCAGCUUCAAGUCCAAGCUGAAGAAUCAUGACUCGGGCAUAUUUGAAAAGACAUCCUUUGACACCAUUUCCAUGGGAGGAGUCAAUCAACGCAACAGUCUCCCACAUAACGGGGAUCUUGCUGAUGGACACAUGAUGCGAGACGCAACUGGUCGAAUUCCGAGCAUCGUCGUCACCUCAGAGACAAGUCCCUUCCUGCCCAUUGGACGAAAAGGUUCACGUGCAACCAGACCUAAAACUGCCAACAACAACAACACAGGGGCGGGGCAUGUUUAGAGCUCCACCCCCUCCUCUUUACAAACAGCUGCAGCCAUAAAACCAGCUGAUUUCCUGUUGUAGUUUAAGAGCCGAC